AUGUUGAAAUCUGGCGAGGUGGAUGACGAGAAGUUCCCAAUUGGGGUUUCGCCUGAGUUCAGCAUAAAAUCGUUCACUGUGAUGUCUCCUGUAAGACCAAAGGAUGGAAGCUCAGCUGAAAACGGAAAAUUACGAGAAGCCAUUAAAGGUGAUCCAGUUAGAUACGAAGUAAAAAAGAAGGAAAGUGAAAGAUACCAUGCAAGGAAAGCAGCUGGUAAAAUAGAUGGUGUUGCUCAAAUGAGUGAAAGGGAGGAAAGGCUCAAGAAACUCCUCCAUCAUCUCCACGUCAGCAACUACUUCAAGACAUACCUGACGAAAUUGAAAAUCAGGAUCUUACACCGUGUACUUCCAAGCAAUCCACUACAAGUUGGAAGUCAAAUAUCUGGAAGGAAAACAUUUGUCUUUCCAGAACGAGAUGACAUUGCUUAUAUAGAUGUAUCAGAUAUACAAAUUGCAUUAGGUUGCCCAGACUUCAAUGAGAAAACCAAUGAAGACGUUUUUUCGGAUAGUCUUGAUUACUCAAAUCUGUAUGAGGACCCAAUUAUUAUUAUUGCUUUUAUUUCCUGA
This is a messenger RNA of Acanthoscelides obtectus, 567 nucleotides long. The record is from the annotation of a GenBank genome assembly. NCBI's taxonomy places the organism in Eukaryota, Metazoa, Arthropoda, Insecta, Coleoptera, Chrysomelidae.